AGUGGUGAACACUCUAGAAAACGAAAUUUUGCUCACAAACAUCAAUUUACCCUGUUAUUUCAUUCAAAGAAAAUAAACUGAAUACAUCAGUCAUGUUAUUCUAUUGCUAAAGAACAAAAAGACUUUCGAAAACAUGGAAUCAAACGAGGAUAAUGAUGAUAAAAUGCCUGUGCCGGACCAGCAGCCUUCAAAGGAUGUGAAAUCAACAGCUGUGGUCAAGUAUGACAUAAUGGACCAUCCUUUGAGCUUCCUCCAGCUGCAGGUCAAUACGAAUUUGAAUAAACCACCUGCCAACUGGCUCCGAAGUAGUUCAAGACUGGAGCAAUACAUCGGACAGGCAUCACAGCCAAAGGACCGCUCACGUUUCAACAGCUUCACCAUGGCUAACAAUUACCCUGACAUGGUCGGAGAAGUAGAUGUCAUCACAGAUGCUGAGAACAUCAAGAAGCUGAUGAAAAUCCCCUACAGCAAAUCUCAUGUCAGUAUGAUGGUUCACAGGGUUGGAAAUACGCUGCUUUUAGACGAGUUUGACGUCCACAAGCAUCUCCUGAGACAACAAAAAGACGACUGGCAGUGGUUAAGGAAAUUCUAUUAUGAAACAGUGUUAGAAAGUAUGCAGAAUGAUAAAAGUUUCCUCAGGAAAAACAAGAGAAGAGACAACUUACAAAACCGAAAUAUGUUUUCGAAGUUUCUUUAUUACAGUGUUGGUGACAAAGAUGACCCCGAAAAGGACAUCGAACCUCUUGAUUAUGAGGAGGAGAAUGACACGCUGUCAGGACCUGAGAGAAGUGAGUACCAGAGGACAUUGCUGUGGACAUUUGAGGACAUUCAGAUGAUGCUUGGAACUGAUUUACCAAUCUUUGGUGGAGGCACGCAUCCAUGUGUCAGUCUUAGAUUAAGGGACAUGAGAAAACCUAUCAGCGUAUUAACAGGCCUCGACUACUGGUUGGACAACCUAAUGUGCAACGUCCCAGAGCUUGCCAUGUGUUUCCACCUGAGCGGUAUUGUACAAAACUAUGAACUGAUCAAAACGGAGGAUAUUCCCAAUAUGGAUAAUUCGAAAUUUUCUCCAAAUGUCAUUAGAGAUCUAGCCCAGAAUAUAUUGUCAUUUUUGAAGUCCAAUGCUACUAAAGAAGGACAUACAUACUGGCUUUUCAAAGGUCAUGACGAUGAUAUUGUGAAGCUGUACGACCUCACAACACUGUGUUCAGACAUCAAGGAGAAUAAAAACGAGAAUCCGUUUACUAUUCCUGUCGGGAUGCUGCUGUAUCGUGUAGCGAUGAACAUCUGGGCCCAGCAGGGAAGGAAGAAGUCGGGUACUGUACGGACCCUGCUGAAAAACUCACUCCUGCUGCUGGAUGAGAGACAGCAUUCUCAGAUUGUGACUUCUGCUAAUUUCCUUCUUGCUGAAGUUUACGUGAAGGAUGACAUUUAUCAGCAGACGUUAUCAGAUGAGUCCGAGUCUGAGUCGGAAACAGAUGACAAUGAUGAUGCAGAAAAUGAUAAUUCUGAAGGACUAAAACCAGAAACUAGUGUCAAUGUCCGAACAUUGUGCCAUCCGGACACGUUGGAGAAGAAAGUGAUAGCCCCGUAUCCACCGAUAUCCGGCGAUGUUGAAGAGAGGUGUAAGGAAGCAUUGAAGCAUAUUGCUAUGGCCUUGACAUGUCUCGAUGAAGAUGUCAAGAAUCCGGUCAAGGAGCCAGAAGAGGAGCAGAAAGAAUCAAAACACUUUCACCCGAAUGAGGCAAUACCACUCCAUUACGAACCUCUGAGGCAAAACAGGCCAAAGGAAUCGACACCCGCAGAGCCCGAUAUUACAAAUGAUCCAUCGAAUCCAUUGGCCCUGGCCCAGAGCUGUCACACCCCGAUUCACACCUGGCAUCAUACGAGUAAAGUCCAUCUCCUGUACAAGGCCGCCUUGGUUUAUUACUGGCUGGCUGACAGUAGGAUGAAGCUAUUGAAAUUUGGGCGUGCGCUCAGACUUGUCAAGACUGGUCUGAUCUGUUUCGAGGCCCUGAAGUCAAUGUCCCCAGCAAGGGGUGAGCAGAAUCAGAGCCUGCUGGCAGCACUCCUUGGCAUGGCUGGUGACGCCCACGUGAUGAUAGCAAGAGAAAAUAAGAACAUUGAGCUGCAUAAAGAACUGUUUAACUACGCAUCGGAGCAGGAUAGCGCCGUUAUUUGUAGCGCCCAAAAAGAUACAAGAGAUUAUGAAGCAGGCUUCCAAAUGGUCAGCGACUUCACCUGCGCCUCUGAACAGAAUCUAGUGCGAGGCUGUCAGUGCUAUGAAGCAGCAUUAGGACUGUUUAACAAGAUGGAGGGAGACGCUUCCAGGAAAGCUAACAUUAUCAAAAGAUAUGGGAAUGUCAGGAAUGAACUUGGUGUGCAUUAUAUGAACCAGGCAGCUGCACUGGCUCAGGAAAAAGGAUCAGGUGACGCUUGCCCUUGGAAGGACCUCUGGACGCAGAGUUUCAGUAGCUUUCAAAGCGGAAUUCAGGCCUUUGAGAUGAUUAAUGACACAAUAAACAUUGCAUUACUCUACUCAAACCAGGGACGUCUCAUGAGGAUCUGUGCUCAAACCUCUGUCGAUUACAUCGAUGGAAAACGAAACGAAUUCAGUGGCCAGGAAAAGAUGUAUUAUACGAAAGCUGUUGACUACUACCAAGAUGCCUUGCAGUCGUUACAUUCCCGUAAUCACAGCCAACCCGAAGUGUGGGACUCAAUAACAUGGGAUCUAUCAAGUACAUACUUCACCAUGGCAACACUGAUGCAGGACUAUGCACCUUUGUCUUCGCAGUCUCAAGAGCAGGUUGAGAAGGAUGUUACGGAUCUCAUGCUAAAGGCCCUAAAAUAUUGUGAUGUGGAUACUCCAACCAUGAAACAGCCAUCCUACCAGUAUCGAGCUGCUACCAUUCAUUAUAGACUUGCCUCGCUCUAUCACAAUGCAUUUCGAAACCAGUCAAAUGAUCAGAAAAAGAAACAUUUGAAAACCUUAGCAGAGCUUCAUUAUGGGAAAGCUGGUCGCUUCUAUCUCAUUGUAGAAAGCCCCUGCGAACUGCUCAGGGUACAACUAGAGAAGGUUGCAAUGACUGAAUUUGUCCUAAACAAUCAAACUAGUCCGAACAGCAAGCAGAGAACUCUGCUAUCCGCUCUCCAACACGUGAUCAGUUGUCAAAAAGCUUUUGAACUUGUACGCCAGCAGUGCGACGACAACACAGAUGACCUGGCUUCUUACGAGGAGGAGUUGCAGAAAUUGCUCACGAUCUAUGAGUCCAGGCUUCAGUUUAUUCUGCUCAACCUUGUGAGGAUUACAAGUUCAUUGAAAAAAAGCAAAACCACUGAGCUUCACUUGGCCAACUAUAAAAAGAUGUAUGCAACAUCGCUUCGGAAGGUGGAACCACUUGCAGAUUCCUCAAAUCAAACCACAAUACAUCAGCAUUGUAAUCACCUAAGUGCUAUUACGGAUGAUAUUAAAGACAUUUAUGUGAUCAUCGACCCUGGGUACCGGUCAUCGCUAACAUAGCAUGAAGGAAAGGAUAUAAAAUUUGUGUGCCUAAAAUUGGAAAAAUGUGACCCGUCACAGCAAAACCAGGCGCAUGUCGCUCUGAACUUGGCAGGUUGAGACGAACUGUUUGUUCAUUUCUCUGUUGUCUGCCUUUUGUGAAAUAUGAACUCAUCAAUUUCUUCCAUUAUCUUGUGUCAUUUAGGCUCAUCUUCUGUGAACAUGCAGCUGGUUUUGCUGUGACGGGUCACAAAUGUGUUUUGGGGCAUCGUCCUCUGAAGCAUUUUCUGAAUGUUUAAGAUGGUAAAAGCUGCUCCAAAAUAAAUUUAAAAGACAUCACUAGUCAAUUUGGUCAUUAUUACACAAAAAGUAUUUUUGAUAUGAAACACAAAAACACAGAAAACACAGAAAAACAAACCCAAAUUAGGAAAGCAGAAUGUGUCCCAAAUGUCUGAUGGAAAAGUGAAAAAGGAAAAAUGGAAAUCAUAUUAUCAUGAUGCCUUUUCUAUCCUAGUCAAAUUUGUUUUAUUCUCCAAGUUCUAACUAAACAUUUUGUUUUGAUAAAAGAAUUUGAUGAGCUACACAAUUGGGUGCAUUUCAGUGGACUUGUCGCCGUAAGUGGAGCACAUUGUAUAAACCUGGUUAAGUUUGUAUCAGAGAGUAUGUACAAACAGUCAACAGUCCAUCCAACUUAUCAAAAUCAUGUUAACAACUCCACUCGAAAGUGUUAGAGCGAUAAUCUACUGAUUAGCAUGUACAUGUAAAUUACCACCUAAAAGGGCAAAGACCAUUGUUCUACUGUUACUUUAUAUUAAUAGCUGAUAUGUUUUAAGGCACAAACGCAAUAGCAGUCCAGAGCUGCCUCCCCACACAUAUUUGGGGGGAACUUUACACGUUGCAAGGCCUGUUUACAUUCAACUCAGUGAAAAUUGUUUUAAAAUCAUGCCUAAAAUCAUCAGAAAACCCAGAAAUUACACUUUUUGUUGCUGAUUUAAACGUUUUCACCAAGGGUUUUAUACAUUGCCAGAUUUCAGGCUAGGGAACUCUGCCAGUCAGGUAUAUCUAAUCAGUUUGGCGUGUGUGUGUGUGAGGGUGGGGGGUGGGGGCUUCACAUAUGCAUUCAGGGAGAGAAAGUGACUAGGCCUAGAUAGCAAAGGUGCUUUGUUUUUAACUGACUCAACCUGUUUACAUCACGAGGGGCUCAGAUCAGGAAAGAGGGGAAUUAGUCAAAUGAGAGAGUGCAUCUGAUCAGCUUGUAACUCACUUGCCUGGGCUAGGUUGGUCAGAAUAUUCGAGCUGAAAUGAUUUUAACAAGAUCAAAAUAUUUUAUGAAAGAAUUCAUG
This is a messenger RNA of Lineus longissimus, 4842 nucleotides long. RefSeq names its product erythroid differentiation-related factor 1-like. The record is from RefSeq and is a predicted model, not a curated record. Bases 134 to 3520 code for a protein of 1128 amino acids. Lineage: Eukaryota; Metazoa; Nemertea; Pilidiophora; Heteronemertea; Lineidae. The transcript is spliced from 20 exons. Gene Ontology annotation, biological process: positive regulation of DNA-templated transcription.